Salarias fasciatus (jewelled blenny) is the source of this 4281-nucleotide messenger RNA. It is a transcript of the gene ube3c, whose product is annotated as ubiquitin protein ligase E3C. The record is from RefSeq and is a predicted model, not a curated record. Bases 168 to 3413 code for a protein of 1081 amino acids. Lineage: Eukaryota; Metazoa; Chordata; Actinopteri; Blenniiformes; Blenniidae. The transcript has 24 exons. Gene Ontology annotation, biological process: ubiquitin-dependent protein catabolic process; protein polyubiquitination. Gene Ontology annotation, molecular function: ubiquitin protein ligase activity.
ACUGUUCCCUGUGUUGUGUUGAUUUCUAGAAAGAGGAAAAGAAGACUUGACGUUUGGAUUAACCACAGCAGACUUCUCAUUGUUAUUGUGUGUGUUUCACACUUUAAUUUCACUAAUCGAAGAAACCUGCAGCAAAGUGUGAAUCAGUCAAUGGGAAAAAUCUAACAAUGUUUAGCUUUGAAGGAGAUUUCAAAACAAGACCCAAGGUGUCUCUUGGAGGAGCCAGUAAGAAGGAGGAGAAAGCAUCUCUGCUGCACCGCACUCAAGAAGAGAGACGGAAAAGAGAGGACGAACGGAAGCGACUGAAGAAUGCCAUUAUUAUUCAGUCAUACAUACGUGGCUACCAGGACUUAAAACAUCAAUAUUCCAUCCAGAGGGCUCGAUUUGAUGACUGUGUUAACCAGACUCAGGCCGGGGGGGCGUCGCGGGUGUUGGACGGCGCUGGCCUCUGCCUCUUAUCCAGACAGCUCAUAUUUUUCUACAGACAGAGUGUGGACGCACACAGAUUGAUAUGGCUCUGCCAGAACCUGGUCAAACACAACGGCCAGUUUGUGACGCUGUUGGUGGGCCCACAGAAGCAGACAUGUAUGUUUCAGAUCAAGAGAAUCCUCGGCUUCUGCUGCAGACUCCUGCAAAACUGCAAAGACGACAGUCUAAACGUUGCCGUUCCCAUGCGGAUGUUAGAAAUCUUUUCUUCAGAGAGAACCUAUCUUCCCGUUAUUCCAGAUGCUAACUGUGUAGCUUCAUUACUUGAGCAGAUUUUGCACUAUAUGGUACAGAAAGGAUACUACAGGUCGCUGUAUAUUCUGGUGAAUCACAGACUCCCCUCCAGUCUGGAGUACAGCGACGCCCCCUCUGUCCCUCUGGCAAGCACAUUGUUGGAGCACAUCCUCAAACCUCUGCACUUUACCUACUCCUCCUGCACAACAGGCGCAAGGCAGUUUGUAUUUGCGGCUUUCACCGAGGAGUUCAUCUCUGCGCCGUUCACCGAGCAGAUCUUUCACUUCUUCAUCCCUGCGCUGUCAGAUUUCCGUCUCUCAUUCCCGUUCGAGGCCUUCCUGAGCUCCCUGCAGGCCACCGUCGACUCUUCCUCCGCGGCACAGAGCCAGGCACCGUGGCUGUUUUACUUCGUCCUCUCGGCCGGGGAGAACUGCCUCGGCUCACUAUCGGAGGAGGGUCUCCUGCUUUACCUCCGGGCCCUGCAGACGCUGCUGCCUCUGCUGCCGGUGUCAGAGAGCAGCAGCAGGCCUGAAGUGGGCAGCGACUCGGAGGACGAUGACGACGCCAACAUCCAUCCUCUCCCCAUGCAGGACGACAGCAGGAUUUCUGUGCAGCUGAUCACAGAGGAGUGUGUCCACAAGCUGGACACCAAGCAGCAGACCAACGCUCUGCUCAACCUGGUGUGGCGGGACUCGGCCAGCGAGGAGGUUUUCACCAUGAUGGCGUCCAUCUGUCACACGCUCAUGGUGCAGCACCGCCUCAUGGUGCCAAAAGUCAGACUUCUGUACAGUUUAGCUUUCAACGCACGUUUCCUGAGGCAUCUCUGGCACCUGAUCACUUCCAUGACCACUAAAAUGAUCACGGGGUCCAUGGUGCCGCUGCUGCAGCUGAUCUCGCGGGGGUCGCCCAUGUCAUUCGAGGACUCCAACCGCAUUAUUCCCCUCUUCUAUCUCUUCAGCUCGCUUUUCAGCCACUCUCUCAUCUCUGUGCACGACAGCGAGUUUUUCGGUCAUGAAAUGGAAGGUCAGACGCAGUCCUUCAUGAUGCCCUUCACUCUGUCGGAGCUGGUGACUCUGUCCCGCUGUCUGAGAGACGCCUGCCUGGGAAUCAUCAAGCUGGCUUACCCCGAAACCAAAACCGAGCACAGGGAGGAGUACAUGGCCGCCUUCCGCAGCGUGGGCGUCAAGACCAACACUGCCGUUCAGCAGCGAAUCCAGGCCGAGCAGAAGCGCUGGGUCCAGCUUUUCAAGGUCAUCACUAACCUGGUGAAGAUGGUGAAAGCUCGCGACAUCAGGAAACCCUUCUGUCCAGCAGGUCACUGGCUUUCUGAGGAGGUCAACAUCCGAGCAGACAAGGUCACGCAGCUCUACGUCCCCUCGGCCAGACAUGUGUGGCGGGCACGCAGGAUGGGUCGCAUCGGGCCGCUCCAGUCAACGCUCGACGUUGGUUUGGAGCCUCCACAGCUGUCCGUCUCUGAAGAAAGACAUCUGGCCAUCCUCACGGAGCUCCCCUUCGUGGUUCCCUUUGAGGAGAGAGUGAAGAUCUUCCAGAGGUUAAUCUAUGCUGACAAACGGGACGUGCAGGGGGAUGGGCCAUUCCCCGAUGGCAUCAAUGUCACCAUCAGACGCAACUACAUCUAUGAGGACGCCUACGAUAAACUCUCCCCAGAAAACGAACCAGACCUGAAGAAGCGGAUUCGGGUUCACCUGCUGAACGCCCACGGGCUGGACGAGGCGGGCAUCGACGGCGGCGGCAUCUUCCGGGAGUUCCUCAACGAACUCCUCAAGUCGGGCUUCAACCCCAACCAGGGCUUCUUCAAAACCACCAACGAGGGCCUGCUGUACCCCAGCCCUGCCGCCGAGAUGCUGGUGGGGGACUCCUUCACCAGGCAUUACUACUUCCUGGGCAGGAUCCUCGGAAAGGCUCUGUACGAGAACAUGCUGGUGGAGUUGCCCUUUGCCAGUUUCUUCCUGUCCAAACUCCUGGGGACCAGUGCGGAUGUGGACAUCCACCACCUGGCCUCGCUGGACCCCGAGAUGUACCGGAACCUCCUCUUCCUCAAGAGCUACGAGGGCGACGUGGAGGAGCUGGGCCUCAACUUCACCGUGGUCAACAACGACCUGGGAGAGGCUCAGGUGGUUGAACUGAAGCUGGGAGGCAAAGAUAUCCCCGUGACCACGGCCAACCGGAUCGCCUACAUCCACCUGGUCGCCGACUACAGGCUGAACAAGCAGAUCAGGCCUCACUGCCUGGCCUUCAGACAGGGCCUGGCCAACGUGGUCAACCUGGAGUGGCUGCGCAUGUUCGACCAGCAGGAGAUCCAGGUGCUGAUAUCUGGAGCUCAUGUGCCAAUUUGUCUGGAUGACCUUAAAAACUUUACAAACUACUCUGGCGGGUACUCGGCCACUCACCCCGUCAUCCAGAUCUUCUGGGAGGUGGUCGAAGGGUUCACAGACGAAGAAAAGCGCAAGCUGCUGAAGUUCGUCACCAGCUGCUCCAGACCGCCGCUUCUGGGCUUCAAGGAGCUCUACCCGGCCUUCUGCAUCCACAACGGCGGGAACGACCUGGAGCGCCUCCCCACCGCCAGCACCUGCAUGAACCUCCUGAAGCUGCCCGAGUUCUGCGACCAGCACCUGAUGAGGAACAAGCUGCUGUACGCCAUCGAGUCGUCCGCCGGGUUCGAGCUGAGCUGAGCCGAGCCGAGCCGAGCCGAGCUUUCUCCGCCGGGACCCCGAGGCCACGGCGACGGCCUCAGAGCGACAGACUCGAGAGACAGAGAGCGAAAGGAUGCACUGACCCGCCCGAUUGUGUCGUGUGUUUCUCCGUGUGAGUGCCAAGCCCCGGGGUGACGAGACGCUCACCCGUAGAAUGAAAUGAAAACGAGAUAGGAAAUCAUUUGUUUUUAUAUCCACGUGGCUUUUACCUAAUUUAAUCUCUUAUCAGAAUACUUCAGCGACACAGUAUAAGUAUUGCGAGCUGGGGCAAACUUAAAAUGGAGGGUUGUUUCUCACCAAAGAUUACAUGGCAUUGAAAAAAAAAGGCAAUAUAGCAACAGGGGGGGACAGACUGUAGAGGAAGUGUACAGCCAGUAUGUAUUUUCACCUAGAGAUCAUCAAAACUUCAGUAUUUGUGAUUUCUAAAAUUAUCAUUAUUACUAAUACCGAGCGCCAUGUCUGACAUCCAUACCGUGAGUGUGCACAUGCCAUCUGAAGUGUGUAAAUGACUUUUAUUGCUGUAUUAGAGACUCAGAAAAAAAAAAGGAUUCUAUGAUGAUGGUUUUGUGAAUAUGUACAUGUUUACGACCGCUCUUGUAUUUUCCAUUUAUUUAGUAUUUGUACGGGUUUGUUUUUCUUUCCCGUCGUGUGAUGAAUGGAGGCUUCAUGUUUUCACACAUGCUCCUCUCUCCCUGCUCAGCAGCUGAAGGUUGAUCGUUUGCUCUGUUUUGUUUAAGACUUUGGGAUGAUCAGUGUACCAACAGGGUGAAAAAAAAAAAGCAAAAAAAAGAAAAGAACAAGACGAGUGUAUGGGAACGAAUAAACAGACUUUUCUUUUUGCAUUUUC